UAAGUAGGCUCAAAGGGAAAUGACAUUUUUGACAAGGCUCUUACUAAUUGAACCCACUUCUCUCCAUUGACACAAGUUCUACUUUGUUUGAUAGCGGUCUCCGAAGAGAAAAUUGAUUGAUAAAGGUACAUUCGUUAUAGAAAGUUUAAACAGUGAAGGGCAAAGUUUGGUGGCUGAAGGAUCAACUUUUUUAUUUUUAUUCUUUUUUUUUUGUAAAAAAGAUACUACAAAGUUAAAAUAAUUAUUGCAACGUGUUGUAUGUAAAUCUUAGUAAAUAGUAUAAAUUUUUUAAAGAAAUAUUAAAAAGCUUCAAGAAAUUUCUGUAAUUAUAUAUAUCAGCCUCCAAUAAGAAAACUGAAGAAGCAAAAUAAUAUUUGCCCAAAUAGACUUUCUUCUCUGCCAUGGAACCAAAUGCUUGCAGUGACAUGCAUUCUCAUCAUUGUCUAGAGAUACCACCUACGGAGGUGCACAAAGUGGUGUUACCGCCUCAUAGGAGCACUAUUCAGAAAUUCACCACUAGACUCAAAGAAACUUUCUUUCCGGAUGACCCUUUGCGCCAAUUCAAAGGACAACCAUUGGGAAAGAAAUGGAUUCUUGCUGCUCAGUAUGUUUUUCCUAUUCUUCAAUGGGGUCCUAGUUACAAUCUCAAGCUCUUCAAAUCUGAUAUCGUUUCUGGUCUUACCAUUGCCAGCUUAGCCAUUCCUCAGGGUAUUAGUUAUGCUAAGCUUGCAAAUCUACCUCCUAUAGUGGGUCUCUAUUCAAGCUUUGUUCCUCCUCUUGUAUAUGCUGUUCUUGGAAGCUCAAGAGACCUUGCAGUAGGACCCGUUUCUAUUGCUUCUCUUAUUAUGGGAUCAAUGCUUAGGCAAGAAGUAUCUCCUUCCAAUGAUCCUAUUUUGUUCCUGCAACUAGCUUUUUCUUCUACCUUUUUUGCUGGUCUUUUCCAAGCUUCUUUAGGAUUUUUAAGGUUGGGAUUUAUCAUUGAUUUUCUAUCAAAGGCUACUUUGAUUGGGUUCAUGGCUGGAGCUGCUAUUAUUGUCUCUCUGCAACAACUUAAAAGCCUUCUUGGAAUUACUCAUUUUACAAAACAAAUGGGUCUGGUUCCUGUCUUGAGCUCAGUGUUCCACAACACUCAUGAGUGGUCGUGGCAAACAAUACUGAUGGGAUUUUGCUUCCUUGUGUUCCUUUUGGUCGCAAGACACAUAAGUAUGAAAAGACCAAAGCUGUUUUGGGUAUCAGCUGGAGCCCCUCUUCUGUCAGUGAUUUUAUCUACCCUCCUCGUUUUCGCAUUCAAGGCUCAACGUCAUGGCAUCAGCAUAAUUGGAAAAUUACAAGAGGGAUUAAAUCCUCCAUCAUGGAAUAUGCUGCAUUUUCAUGGAAGUCACCUUGCACUGGUUAUAAAAACUGGCCUUGUUACUGGCAUCAUCUCCCUCACUGAAGGCAUAGCAGUAGGAAGGACUUUUGCUGCUUUAAAGAAUUAUCAAGUGGACGGUAACAAGGAAAUGAUGGCAAUUGGACUAAUGAACAUAAUUGGCUCCUCUACUUCCUGCUAUGUUACAACAGGUGCUUUCUCGCGGUCUGCUGUUAAUCACAAUGCAGGAGCUAAAACAGCAGUUUCUAAUAUUAUAAUGUCAGUGACAGUGAUGGUGACUCUUCUCUUCCUAAUGCCUUUAUUCCAAUAUACGCCGAAUGUUGUAUUGGGUGCCAUCAUUGUAACAGCAGUAAUUGGCUUAAUAGACAUUCCAGCUUCUUACUAUAUCUGGAAGAUCGACAAAUAUGAUUUCAUUGUACUGCUGUGCGCAUUCUUUGGUGUUAUCUUCAUUUCUGUCCAGGAGGGCCUUGCCAUUGCAGUAGGAAUAUCCAUAUUCAAAGUCCUCCUGCAAGUUACAAGGCCAAAGACACUGAUUUUAGGAAACAUACCAAGGACAGAUAUAUACCGUGAUCUCCAUCAGUACAAGGAAGCUUUAAUGGUUCCUGGCUUCCUCAUUUUAAGCAUUGAAGCCCCGAUUAAUUUUGCUAAUACCACUUACCUCAAGGAAAGGAUUCUGAGAUGGAUAGAAGAGUAUGAACCACAAGAAGAUUCAAAAGAACAAUCAAGUAUCCAUUAUGUGAUCAUUGACCUGUCAGCUGUGAGUGCCAUAGACACAACAGGAGUCUCACUCUUCAAGGAUUUAAAGAAAACAAUGGACAGUAGGGGAACUGAGCUUGUACUGGUGAAUCCUUUAGGAGAGGUGAUGGAAAAGCUGCAAAGGGCUGACGAUGCGCGCGGUAUCAUGAAGCCUGAUACUCUUUACUUGACGGUGGGUGAAGCUGUGGUCGCACUCUCAUCUACAAUGAAGGGUCAAACAUCAAGCCAUGUAUAGGCGCGCUGCAGUUAUAUUCUUCAUUAGACAAUAUAGAACAGAUUCAAUAGGAAAAACAAACGUAUUAAUAGCGUAUGAGCGUUUCAUGUCAUGCAACUCCAUAAGCUUAGCGAUUGCCUUGUUAUGUUCACAUGCCUUGAAGGGGUAACAGUACUUCUUCCUGCAUAAAUUUAUUACCACGACAUCUGAAUAUGACAAAUCACUAAACCAGGCUGGAAGUACCUGCUUUAGACACAUUGCUAGUGCUAUCCUAAUCCAUGCCAGCCUCUGGCUGCCAGUUCUUACACAGAAGUCCCUGUAAAAGAAGUACGGAGGAUUUGGGGCGUGCAACACUUAUUUGAGCAACUGAUGAACUUUGUGGCUUUUUGCAUAUCUAUUGUUUAUUUAUUUUAA
Molecule: messenger RNA, 2753 nt
Organism: Ricinus communis (castor bean)
Lineage: Eukaryota; Viridiplantae; Streptophyta; Magnoliopsida; Malpighiales; Euphorbiaceae
Product: probable sulfate transporter 3.3
Exons: 13
Coding region: 402-2360 (652 amino acids)
Biological process (GO): transmembrane transport
Cellular component (GO): membrane
Molecular function (GO): secondary active sulfate transmembrane transporter activity
Source: RefSeq, a predicted model, not a curated record